AUGGGAUUCUGUCAUGCUCUUCUAUAUGCUAUCCUUUACUCAGACAGUCUUGGACGCGGAAUUAGUGCAGAAGUCCGUUCAGCAGUGGAUGAUCUCAGAAUUCUUCGCAACGAAUUUGCUCAUACUGCCCAGGCCCGGGUCUCAGAUUCAGACUUCUUUUCUCUCUGGAACAGAGUCCGUCGUGCUUUUCAGUCACUCGGUCUCUCUACUCUUCCGCUAAGUCUCGUGGUAGAAGAGUUCCUUGCAGGUAAAAGUUGUUUGAGCUUUCAUAGAGCCCUCAAUAGUGCAGUCAGUAUGGAGAGGAGGGAGAAUGUGUUGUUCUAACUUCUGAGUCUGUGGAUAAAAUCGUUUGGUGUGGCCAUGUAAAUUAACUGAAGCACUACUUGCAUACAGUACUUAAGGUUUUUAUGACUUUACAAAAUCAAAUUUCGAAUUUUUCUCAAAUUUUUAUAUUGGCCACUGUUAGGAAUGAAAUUAUUAUUAGGAGGUUCAUUUUUCUUUUUUGAUAUAAUCAGUGCAAUGUAAAACCGUUUACAGUAUUUUGUGAUUUAUGUUCUUUACCAUAAUUUACAAAGAAAGUUGCAGUUUUAUUUUGUAACAAGAUUAGUAAUUUCUUGGUUCACCAAUUCUUCCAAAAGGCUAUAGCUAAGGAACAGAGUAAAAACAGUGAUUUAGGGCUGUGUAUUAUACGUCCCGAAUCUCCGAAUGGGCACUUUCUUUUGCAUAAUGUUCAUUACUAUUUCUCUUCUGAUUGACUUAAAUCUAACGACUAAUUCUUUAAGAGCAAUCUUAUAACGUAUCUUUUUAAGUUUGCUUAUGGUUGAAUGAAUUUUUAUUGUUUUGCUUAUUUUAAAGAGGUUUGUUGUUGUUGUUGUUGUUUUUUUUCAUGCUUUUAUUACUAAUGUUAUACUACUACAUGAGAAUUUUCUGCAAUUUGAUCGGCUUAGAGCUGUGGUAUUUCAGCUUAAUUUGAAAUACCUACAUGUGAAAAUUACAAAACCUUUGCGGGUAGUAGUAUAGACAAAUAAUAGCAUGAUUUGUACGUGGUAUUUGGCUUAAAUACCACUCGUGAUAUUUCAAAAUUGUGUCAAAUUUCACUCGCCUAACGGCUCGUGAAAUUACGUAUAACAAUUUCGAAAUACCACUCGUGGUAUUUAUGCCAAAUAUCACUACAAAUCAUGCUAUUACUUAUACUAAUGCGCAUUUGAUCAUUUUUAUGAAUACCUGAUUAAAUUAUUAUUGCGUUCGCAGAACGCCAUCCUAAAUUAGUAGCCAGAAAAAAUCGAGAUUUUUAGCGACGGACUUUCAAAUACCCUGGCCUCUUGAAAGAACGUAGCUGUCUUGGGUACGAACGAUACAAAACACAUGACUCAUUUUUCGACCAAUACGAGAUGACUGUUGGUCCACGUGACUUGUAACACACAAUGGAAACUUUCAGAAUGUUUCUUGAUCUGUUUGCCUUUUAAGCCUUUUAAGCUCGAUUCAAGGUUUUCCUGAUGCUAGCGAAGGCGAGAAAAUCAAGUUUUAACGCGAACAUAGGUGAAUUUUGUUCUGUUACUUUUGUUUGUUUGUUUGUUUUUUUAUGGCGUCUUAAAUUACUUGGAUAUAAUUCGAAUUCAGGCAUAUGCGAUUAAGUGCGUUAAUUGAGCAAAUUUUUGGUGUACACAGCGUACAAGUAAUGUUCCUUCGACUUUCGACUUUCGUUUAGUUAUUUUAACAAAUUAAGUUUCAUGAAUUGUAGUGUGGAUCUUUCAACUUUGAGUCACAUAAAAACCGCAUGCAGCGUUCAAGUUAAAUAAUUAUUGUUCGAGGCUUUCCCGGUAGCACUGCACUUUAUGUUUUUUUAAGUAAUGAUUUAGAAAGCUAAAAAGGAAGCUUAUGUCCUUCCGAUUGACUUCAUUAGAGAGCUUAAGCAAAGUCAAACAAAUUCAAGCAUUGCUGCAAGUUUUGAACGAGCAAAACAUUACUCUGCACAUACACGAUGCACGCUUUUCUGUCGGAUUUUUGUUUUCGUCGCUGCAUGAGUAAAAAUCUUCUUAUAUUUUAUUACUACAAAUGAAAUUAUCCGAUUAUUGCCAAUAAAUCUAAAUCCUGCAGCUGAAGAAACUAACACUUGGGUCAACUAACAACUAAUUUCAUUUUGUUGUUAACUGGUGCGCAAUAUAAUUAUGCAACACAUAUUGCCGGUUCUAUAUCAACCUUUUCACAAUAAAACUGUUUUUUAACAAUAUGUUAAUCAUUGCCAUCAUCAUCACCUUUUUUUCUCCCUGAGCACUUACCCGUAGAAGCCUGUAAAAAUCUAUGGUCUGCCCGGAAAUAACUCACUUCGCAUAUCGAACGCACUCUUUAAUCUAUAAUUACCCCUAGUUAUUGUUAUAACCAGCUAGCGUUUUGCCUUUUCUUUUUAACUCUGCUUUCGUAUUAUAUGAAGCAUUAUGCGAUGCAAGGAGGGCGCUGUCCGUCUGGGCUUCCUCGAUUUGAAUAAUUUGUUAUAUCAUACGAAAGCCUAGUCCAUUAAUUGCGAAAUAUCCUAAUGUUCUUCGUUUUUCUCCACAGAAUGUUCAAGGGAACAACUCAACUUCUUCAAGAUGUGUUACCUCGUCUCUGAUGUUGUGACCAAGGGACUGAGAAUGUUGUUUAAAAGGGAAUGGGAUUUUCGCUUUGAGGAAACGCUUGGAGAAUGGAUGGAUAUACCUAAAAAUGGAGAAGACUUCUACUCGAUGGAAUAUAAAGGGAGCCGUAAAACGCGUGCCCAUCUGCUAGCUACAAUGACGAACGGCAAUACUGAAGAAUGGGACGUCACCAUACUCUGUUAUGCCAUUAUGUAUUCCGACAGUAUUGGCUCUUCGUUAAGUCCAGCUGUUAGGUCACAAGUGGAUGUUCUGAGAAACGUUCGCAAUGAGACAAUGAACAGCUCACGGGCUAGCCUGUCAGUGGCAGACCUUCAAGACAUCGUUCAAAAAGUUGACUUCGCUUUUAAAUGUCUUGGUCUUUCGACACAACCAGUCCAAGACCUUAAGAAACAAACGUUCCAAUUUGAGCCGACAGAGGGAAGUUACGAUGAAAAACAGCAGCUGGAAAAACAGGUGGAAGAUGUUGAAUUCGAGGACCAAAAAGAUGUUUCCUCAUUUUGCCGGCUGCCAUUAAAACCUCCACUGGACAUUAUAGGUCGAGAAAGUGAUAAAGAGAAAAUUGUUCAAGAACUUAAGAAGCUAAAGAAGAACAAUGAAGGCGGCCUAAGUUGUCUAAUCAUAUCAGGAAUGCCUGGAAGUGGCAAGUCGCAGCUUGCAAGAAGGGUAGCUGAGAGUUUUUACUGCGAUGCUACAAACAUCACCGACGUCCACGCAUUUGUUAUGACGCUGAAUGCUGAAAGUUCUGACAGCCUUUUGGAAUCAUUCACCUCAUUUGCCCAACAGAUCAAAUGCUCAGAAAUUGAAGUUAACAAGAUCCUUGUAUCGGAGGAAGAAACGCCCGAAGAGAAAAUAAUCAGGCUAAAGAAUCUGAUUCAGGAAAGAAUCCAUCUUUACACGACAUGGCUUUUGGUCAUCGAUAAUGUAACCGGUGUCCGUAGCAUUCCUUUGCCAGAGGCUGGAAAUGCUUUAUGGAAAACGGGACAAAUGCUAAUCACAACCCGUGACACCGUCGCUGAACUGCCCGAGGAUACUUUCACGUCUCACAUCUCAAUAAAUCAAGGAAUGGAGCCCAAUGAUGCUGUAUCUUUAAUGGCCGCGGUCUCCGGUACUGAUGACAAAGAAGUGCUUGCAAAAGUGGCAAAGGAAUUGGAUUAUCAGCCCCUUGCUUUGGUGAAUGCAGCGACGUGCGUCAAACACGAUUGUCAGAGCAAUGAAGACCCCAAUCUUGCCUGGACAGAGAUCCUCAAUGCAUUGAGAGCAGACAAGGAACAAUCCGUUUCUGCUGAUGUUUCUACACCCGAGUCGAGUAUCGUCAAAUACACGGAUGUAGUAGUACGUCUAGCAGUUGAAGAACUGAUCCAAAACGAUCUCAUAAAGCUUGUCUUCACCUUCCUGUCCUUGUUCAAACGAAAAGAGUUUGAUUUACAUACGUUGAUCACUUACGUUCAGAAGGUUGAAGAACUCCAGGAUAAAGACGUUCAGAAGGCAGAAGAACUCCAGGAUAAAGAAGAGAUUAGGAAGACGAGUGAGUCCCAAAUUAAAGCCUGCCCACUACUGUUGCUUGAACAAGAGGCAAAUAACGUUAAGAUUGGUGUUCACCAAGUUGUGUUUAAUGGCAUUAAGUCCACACUCAAAAAGCGUUCGAUUCCUGAUAGUCAGAUUCGUGCUGCUGUUAAGUUAUCUUACCAAAUGGAAAUUGAUCCUCUUCAGGAGAGUUCAGACAUGUUAGAGCUCGUUGACGAUGAACGCCUCGUUUCAUUUUUAAGGUACUUACAUGAUGUUCGGCGUGUUCUUGUAACUGGGGUUAGUGUUGGUUAG
Porites lobata is the source of this 4451-nucleotide messenger RNA. Lineage: Eukaryota; Metazoa; Cnidaria; Anthozoa; Scleractinia; Poritidae. The record is from the annotation of a GenBank genome assembly.